Messenger RNA from Hibiscus syriacus, 1185 nucleotides. RefSeq lists its product as uncharacterized. The transcript is spliced from 2 exons. Bases 23 to 1111 code for a protein of 362 amino acids. NCBI's taxonomy places the organism in Eukaryota, Viridiplantae, Streptophyta, Magnoliopsida, Malvales, Malvaceae. Gene Ontology annotation, molecular function: acyltransferase activity, transferring groups other than amino-acyl groups. The record is from RefSeq and is a predicted model, not a curated record.
CCUUCAGACCGAACCCCCAAAGAUGGCCAACCAAACCCCUGCCCCUGUCCCCAAACUGUCCAUCGAGGCAAUUCAGACAGUAACUCCGGUGAGGAUAACCGAACAACGACAGACACGACAAGUGUUGGCGGGCGAUGGUCUUGUCGGUCCCGGGAUUUUCCAAAGCUGCUUCAACAUGGUCCAGUAUUACACCCAGGAAAGAGAAGAAGAUUCUGGUUGGCAUCUUGCCGGGUGGAUAAAAGAAACACUUGGGAUAGCUUUAAUGGAGCAACCAAUGAUUUGUGGACGUCUUCGAAAAGGGGAGAAAAACAAACAACAAUUGGAGAUCGUUUCCAAUGAUAGCGGCAUUAGACUCAUCGAGGCAAGGAUUCAAAUCAAACUGUCUGAGUUUCUCGAAUCCAAACAAAGGGAAGAUGUGGAAGCUCAGCUCGUCUUCUGGAAAGAUAUCGAUGAACACAAUCCGCAGUUCUCCCCACUGUUUUAUGUUCAGGUUACUAAUUUCGAGUGUUGUGGAUAUUCGAUUGGGAUUAGCUGCAGCAUUCUUCUGACAGAUCUUUUGUUAAAGAAAGGGUUCCUCAAGACAUGGGCUGAUAUUCACAACAAUGUUAUCAGCAACAACAAUAACCAAAAGUCCCCCUUGUUCUACCUUCCUGGUCUGAAAAGCACCAACGGUUCAUCUCCGGACUUAAUCACCUCAACUUCAAGCAAAAACUCAGCCAAAACCAUGAUCUUCACGAUCAAUACCGGCACCGGGACACCGGGGAGCGAAUGGUGCAGAAAAAUGGCGUUAGCUUGUCUCGAGGAAGCCGAGAACAACCUAGCAAGUGUUGUGGGUGGUGAGUUUUGUUUGAUAUUGAAUGAAUCGUUAGAGGUCAUCAAAGUGGAGAGCUGCUCAAAACAAGGGGUGUUGAUGGGACACGACAAGGAGAUGAAUCAUGCGGGAUGGGAUGAUUUGGGAGCUAAUGCACUUUGUUUCGGAGACGGUAAUAAGCCUGCGCCUGUUUCGUGUUGGCUUACAUCCAUGUUGGGUGCGUUUGUCAUCCUUAUUCCUACCACAUCCACAACCAAUGUCAUUGUCACAAUUCCUAAUGACAACACUGGGAAAAUAUGAUUUUCAUUUCGCCCCCCUUUUUUGCUUCAAUCGCCAAUGCUAAUAAUAUUUUUAGGUACCUAAAUUAUUAAUUU